Messenger RNA from Acanthoscelides obtectus, 4050 nucleotides. The record is from the annotation of a GenBank genome assembly. NCBI's taxonomy places the organism in Eukaryota, Metazoa, Arthropoda, Insecta, Coleoptera, Chrysomelidae.
CACAAACAUCUAUUUGCAUCAAAUUGUGCUUGCUUUUGAGUUAUAUCAUGUUUUAUCAGCCUGAAAUUUCCUACAAUUUAAAAGGAAAACAUAUCUUAACAAUAGGCGAGCGCUGACGCUGACACGGGACGAGUGUAAUCUAGAAAUGUUUGAAGGAGAGAAAAGAGUAUGACAAUCAAGGAGGCCGUAAACGCACCCUACAAUUGUAGGGACGACUGACGAUACGGGCCUUAAAGCUUAGAAAUAGUACCAAAAAUAAACCAUUUGGAAUCAAAUUCCAAUUUACAGCAUAGGACAAUACUCAGGAUAAAAGUAUAGAACAUCUUUUUUUAUACCAUAGUAGCCGCGCAGGCAGAAGUCUAAAUACCCCCGGCUACCCUAAGGAGUUUAAAGAAUGUUUGUUAACCCGAUUUUAGAACUACCUGGGGUUAAUAGAACUAGGAAAAGCCUCCUCAGGUAGACUGUUGCAUAAUCUCGAUAUCAGUACUCCAGGCUAGGCAUUGUACAGAGUAAGGAAGUUAUGUGGGAAAAAGUACUUCUUAGCCCUAGCUUUUUCCCAGCAUCUGCCUCUAUUCACGAGAUGUGUUCGAGCCAGAUCAGGUCCUCGGUGAUCUGGAUUCCGAGAAGCCGAAGUGGUCGGUUCUUUGGUAGAACGCGGCCAUCCAUCCAAAGCUCACUCAAUACUUUAAAUACUACGAGUAUAAAAACGUAAUAUUCAAUAAAAUUGAAAGAUAUGAACGGUACGGUAACGACUUUGUAACUCAUAUUGCAAGCAAAAUAAUUUCAAGGUGACAAGAGUUGACGAACGAAAUGAAACAUGGCGAUUCCCCGCGCGAUAGAGGAGCAGAACAUUAUGUCCCGACCCGAGUGCUAUGCGAUUAAAAAACAAUCUUCAAGUGUUUCGAGGCGGGAUAUUCAAGAACUACAUAAUGAAUUUUUCAAUUAUGUUUUGAAUUAACGAAUUAGUUAACUAACUUUAUUUUAAUUUACCGCAGAUAUAACCUCAAUAAAUAAUAAAGGAUCAAAAUCAAAAGUUUUAAAUAAAAAAAUAUAGUUAAAUCAAUCUACAUUUUUUAAAUUUGCUUGGGUUGUUGCGCGAGACCCCUGCAAAAGCGAGGCCGCGACGAUUGCCCUGUUUGCCACCUCCUAAGGCCGCCACUGCCUGCAUGUAAGGUGUCGUCAUCAUCAAAGCUCUGGAUCCGAUUUAUCGUAUACAGGAAAGGAAAGGAGGUCGUUGAUAUGUAUGAGGAACAAUGUCGGAGCAAAGACUGGUCCCUGAAGACCACCCGCGUUGACAUUGUGUGUCAGAGUUUACAAAACAGUCCAUUUUUUAUUACUGGCGCUCAAAAUCGCAUAUUGACGAAAAGAAAAUUAUCCAUACUUGGUGGUUUCAACGAGAUGAGUCCAUUAGGGGUGGAUCACAAAAAUAUUUUGGGAGAGGGUCCAUAUAAUGAAUUUGAAGUUUUCUUUGGGGGGGGGAAGAGGGUAGGAUUUAUGUCCAAGAAGAUGCCCGCCUCAGGGGGAUCGGCGAUUGAAAUUAAAGAGAUGGAAGGGGAGAAACUGCAAAUUGAAAAACAAGUUCGAAUUUUUUUAAUACUUUGUGAGGGGGGACACCUGCUGGAUCCGCCAAUGCACUACAUCAUCACUCACUGCGAGGGAGUGGUUAUCAAGAGGGCUAAAGGGUUUUUAGAGGACACUAUUAUUUGGUGGAGAGCCAGUUUACGAGUAAAUUAGCCUUUGCUCACUAAAUUUAACCGCGCCUGGGUUCUUCCUAUGGUGAUAUUGAAGAAUAUGCGUAUAUAAGUGUGUGAAAUCGCGCCGAAAGGAAUGGAAGAAUACGAAUACGAGAAGCAGAAUGUCGGCGACAUUUAAUGUUAUCAUUCAGACCAAAUUUUCCAUUCCCGUCACACUUUUUACACCAAUUUAUCGCUUAAAUAAAAUACUAGAGCUCACUACACAUUGCUUUCUCAGGAAGCAAAACCUCCGAAACCAUGGAAAGGAAUCUGGCAAGCCAAAACACUAUACAAAUGUAUUCAAUAUGAUCAUAUAUUAAUACCAGCUGGCCAGGACAGAGUAUCAGGUAAAUGUAAAACGUAAAGAAUGUAAGAAAACAAGUUUUAAGUAGACACGAAUUGCAAAAAAAAAACGGAUGAGAUGAAAUUUUAAAAAUGGUUUCAUUGCAUAAUGCAACUUCUUGAAGUAUGAUUGCUAGAGUUGCCUAGAAGAAAUGAUAUAGUUGACGUGUGACAUACACUUUUAGGCGAUGAAGACUGUCUGUAUGUCAACAUUUACACUCCAGACGCAAACCCACCGAGAAAGUAUGACGUGUUGGUAUACAUCCACGGAGGUGCAUUUGUUUUUGGUAACGGGGGCAUGUAUGGACCAAGUCGUAUUCUGGAUAGACCCAUCGUUUAUGUAAAUUUCAACUACAGACUAGGACCCAUGGGAUUUUUGAGUACUGAAGAUGAUAUACUGCCAGGGAAUUUGGGAUUGAAAGAUCAACAGAUGGCAUUAAAGUGGAUAAAGGAGAAUAUCCACCACUUUGGGGGGAACCCGGAUUCUAUAACGAUCAUGGGAACAUCAGCAGGGGGUGCCAGUGUGGAACUUCACUACAUAAUGCCCAAAUCAAAAGGUUUAUUCAACAGAGGCAUAUCCCAAAGCGGUUGUAGCCUAUACUCUUGGGUGUUGGUGGAGAAGCCUCUGGAAAAAACUAAGAAGAUAGCUGAGCUUGUUGGGUGUGAUACACGUGACAACAAGGAUAUGGUUGAAUGCCUGAAGUCGAAACCAGCUAGGCAGAUUGCCUAUACAGUUGGAAAGUUACAGCCAUGGAAGUAUAAUCCGUAUACUCCUGUAGGCCCAGUUGUCGACAAGUGGGCGAAAGAUCCAGUUUUACCCGACCACCCGUAUACGUUACUGAAAAAAGGAAAAGUUCAGGACUUACCUUGGAUGAUCUCGUUUACAGCAGAUGAGGGGCUAUACCCAGGCGCAGAGUUUUACAACGAUGAGGAUCUGGAACAUUUGGAUAAAAACUGGAAUGAGCUUAUGCCUCACAUUUUGCACUACGAAGAUGUUGUGGAUUCAAAAGCUUCCAUUGCAGUAGGAGAUAUGAUAAGAAAAGAGUAUUUAGGAAAUGAAAGGCUAACCAAGAAGACAUUCAAGAAAUUGAUAAAGGCGAUUGGAGAUCGACUUUUCGUGGCAGAUUUAGAAAAGGCUGCACGACUUCAUGCGGUAGCGGUGAAAUCUCCAGUGUAUCACUACCAUUUUGCAUACGAAGGAAGUUUAAGUGCCUCAUUAGUGUUAGCCAACACGACAGAAUAUUUGGGCGUGUCACACGGUGACGAUGUGAUGUAUAUUCUACCGGUAUUCGUUAUCGAAGUAAAUGAAAAAGACCGACGUAUGGCUGAUACUCUGAUUGAUAUCGUCGUGUCGUUUAUGAAAAAUGGGAAACCGGAUAGAAUAAAAACCUGGACGCCAUUAGACAAGGACGUUACAAGUCCCUUAAACCAGUUGAAGAUUUCCGGACCAGACGAUAUGAGGAUGGUCCAAGUAGAUUCGAUUGGAAACAGUGAAUUUUGGAAUAGUUUGCCGUUCAAGGAAAAUGAAAAAAUUUUGACAUAUGAUAAAGACGAACUAUAAGUAACUCAAGACUUCCAAAUCUCAAAUCAGCAACAUAUAUACAUUUAAAUAUAAAAUCACUCUUUUUUUUUCAUACUCCAACUACCACGAAGGCCUAAACACACAUGGGCUACCAUGGGGCUAUAGGGGGAUACAGGCGAGGGGGGACGCCACACUGACUCUAUGACUACCACUGCGGCCACCGCUGCUGCCUAAACUGCUGUCGAAUUUUAGCGUUUUUGUACAUUGAAUCGCUCUUAACUCAACACGUAUUCAUCAAAACCUAUAGUACCUUAUCCCAAACUCCUUCUUUUGGAAAAGCCUAUCUGAAUGCGCAAUAAAAUAUUGUAAUUAAAAAAACGAAUAAUUUUUUUUAAAUGAUUGUUUCAUAUUUAAUGACAUAUUCGGAUAGACCUUUUGGUGAUUAUUAAGCGA